AUGCAGGAAGUGCAAUGGGGCGACGCGAACAUGGUGGAUGCCGAGCGUCGACUGCUGGCCCACGCGCUCCUCGACGUCUCGAACCAGAGGUUCGUCCUCCUUUCCGAGUCGUGCAUUCCUCUCUACAAUUUCUCCACCGUCUACUCCUACCUCCUCAACUCCAACCAAACCUUCGUCGAGUCCUAUGACCUCCCGGGCCCGGUGGGCCGCGGCCGCUACAGCCCCGACAUGUCCCCCACCAUCCUCCUCUCUGAAUGGCGCAAGGGCUCCCAAUGGUUCUUCGCGGACCGCCACCUGGCGCUCGAGGUAGUCUCGGACUCCACCUACUUCCCGGCCUUCAAAAAUCACUGCACGGGGGGAUGCUACGCGGACGAGCACUACCUGCCGACACUCGUGGGCCUGCUCCCGGGCGGGUUUGCGGCCCGGAACGCGAACCGGACCCUUACAUGGGUCGACUGGGCGAGGGGUGGGCCCCACCCGACAAAGUUCAUCCGAACGGACGUGAGCCCGCGGUUCCUCCAGUGGCUGAGAGAGGGAGGGGGAAAGGCGUGCGGCCCGGAGACGAUGGGCCCGUGCUACCUUUUCGCGAGGAAGUUCACGCCCGACGCACUCGAUAGGCUGCUCAGAUUUGCGCCGCAGGUCAUAGAGAUUGAGAGGUCUUUCAGUUCCAUGGCCAAGGCUGUGAAGGUCCUAUGGGACGGGCCUGAAAGGAGUCCGCAGGAUGAUGAUGAUGAUGAUGAUGAUGAUGAUGAUGAUGAUGAUGAUAAUGAUGAUGAUAAUGAUGAUGAUGAUGAUGAUGAUGAUGAUGAUGAUGAUGAUGAUGAUGAUGAUGAUGAUGAUGGUGAUGUUUAUGAUGAUGACGAUGACGAGGAGCAGGCCUAUGAUGAUGUCGAGCAGGCCUAUGAUGAUCCUCUGCCAGCCGCUUCGCCUUUGUCUACCAUCGCAUCUGUCAGCCGCCGCAUCGUCUUGCCUUCGUCCACCGCCUCCACGUCGACUCGUCUCCAACAGCCGCCACGUCGCCUCGCCGUCGACCUCCUCUGUGUCUCAUCGACUACACCCGCCGCCGUGACGACUCGCCUCCAUUUGCCUUUUCAUCGAAACAGUGAAACAUGCGGCGGCGAACGGCGGUCCGACAAAAAUGUGAAAAGUGUGGUGACAGAUCUGAUUUGUGUGUGUGUGGGUGAAAAGUGGGUAAUGACGGGGGCCACUCCGCCCACCGGAAAAUUGCAUUGUGUCCCUUAUGCUCUCCAAUUAACGCCGCCGCCGGAGACCGCGUCUUCUCCUCCGUCCGCCGCCUCCAAAAUUCCGGUUACUACUCCAGUAAACGCCGCUGUCUACCUCUGGUCCGACCCGCGUCAAAAACAUAUUACAGGCUGCCAAAUCACCGCCGAGCACAUCCAACCUCAAGCGUUUGGAGGCCUAAAUUCGCCCGCCCACGAAGAAUCUCACCGACGCCGUGAAGCUCGGAUAAUUCCGGCAAGCACAUGA
This is a messenger RNA of Striga hermonthica, 1488 nucleotides long. NCBI's taxonomy places the organism in Eukaryota, Viridiplantae, Streptophyta, Magnoliopsida, Lamiales, Orobanchaceae. The record is from the annotation of a GenBank genome assembly.